CUGGAGUGCCUGUUCCAGGUACUCAGCCCAUGCCAUCCAUCCCACCUCUUUCGGUAGUUCCGGGACUUCAGGCUCUUCAGCCGGGUGCAGUUUUGCCUGCUCUAGGUUUACCUCUGCCACAGGGAUUACCUCCACCACAAGGGGUUCCACCCCCUCAAGGACUGCCUAUUCCACCAGCACUGCCACCAUUACAAGCAAUGCCUAUGCCACAGGGAAUGCCUUUCCCAGGUCCUAUCAAUAUACCUCCUCCUGGGUAUGCUCAUGGUGUUCCUCCACCCCCAUUUAUGAGGCCAGGGUUUAAUCCAAUGCAACUGCCCCCAGGAUUUCUUCCUCCUCCGGGUAUGCCCCCUCCUAUGGCUCAUCCAGUGUCUCUUCCUCCUCCUAUGUCUGGAAUAAGCAUCCCAACUUCUACUACAGGUGCUCCAUGUAAUGAUCCAGAUGUAGCUCAAGGAAAUACGUUACCUUAUGGCAUUGGAGCUGAAAAUAUGGAUUCUGAUAAUGGGAAUGGAUAUGGAGUUGCUCCACAAGGAGGGCCAAAUAAUACUUCUGGUCCAUUGAACCCACUUCACGAUGAUUCACAAGGUGCUUCGUCCCAAGGACCUCAAGCUGAUGCUCCUGCAGGCCCAUCCCAGUGUCCUCCUGGCCCACCACAAGGUCCUCCAAACCAGACACAUGGUCUGUCGCAAGGGCCUCCAGGUCCACCCCAAGGUCCUCCACACUCUGCACAAGGUCCACCACAAGCUCCACCUCAAGGACCCCGUCCAGGACCACCUCAAGGACCCCAAGGAGGGCCAUACCAGGGGCCUCCACACGGAGCACCAGGCCCUAUGCCUGGGUUGCAAAGCCCUUCAACAGGCCUUCUAGGGGCUAGGCCUGGAUUAAUACCUCUUCAAAGACCACCUGGAGUUCCCCCACCUCACAUGCAAAGAUUUCCUGGAAUGCCACCUCGCCAAAUGCCACCUCAUAUGGCACACAGAGGUCCUCCUGGGCCAGGUGGUUUUGGAAUGCCGCCACCCCAUGGUAUUAGAGGCCCUUAUCCACCACAGGGACAUUUUGGAAGGGGCGGGCCCGGAUGUCCUGAAGAUAGAGAAGGUAGGCCAUUUAGAAAUGAAAGACGAGGGUUUAAUCCAGAACGGGGUGAUAGGCAUGGGUUUAAUACAGAAAGAGGUGAUAGACAUGGGUUUAAUCCCGACCGAAAUGAUAGGCAUCGGUUUAAUCCCGAGGCAGAGGAGGAAUUUGAUGUUGAAAUGGAUGAGGCGUCUGAAUUUAACCCUGAAAUGGAAGAGGAGGAAGGAUUUAAUCCUGAGAUGGAUGACGAACAAGGUUUCAACCCUGAUAGACAAGGUUUCAAUCCUGAUAGACCAGGCUUCCAUCCAGACAGGCCGGGAUUUCACCCCGAGAGGCCAGGUUUUAAUCCAGAAAGACCAGGCUUCCACCCAGAUAGGAAUGAAAGGCAGGGCUUUCAUCCCGAAAGAGAAAGAUUCGGAAGAAGGUCUUUUGGAAAUCGUAAUGAGGAUGAUCGAGAACACUUUGGCGGCCGCUUUGAUGACCAUGAGAGAGCAAGCCGUGGCAGAAGAAACUGGGGCCGAGGAGGAAGUCCAGAGCGUGACAGACCAAGGGAACCUGAAGGAAGGAGCAGGUGGUCUGGAGGACGAGAGAGGGAACCACGUAAACCUCUUCUAGAUUUCCCUGAUCGUAAACAUGGUGUGACCGAAAACCACGAGCCCGCAAGUGAAAAACCAGAGCCCAAAGAGCCUGCUCCUGACACCGCCAAGGAAAAACCUGAACCUCCUGAGAAAAAACCCGCCGAAGACAAGACGCCUAAAGUUUCAUCACCGGCUGAUAAAACAGAAAAGGACUCUGAGUCUAAAUCCUAAGAUGCACGUUAACACCUUACAACCACAAACUUUUGUUGAGUAGAUCUUUGGCGUUGUACAUUAAGCUGUAAAAUAUUUUGCUUCCGCUGAUUGACCUCUCGUUAGUUUCUGAAGAAUUGUAAACUUAUUGGCUUUCCUUCUAUUUAAAAUGGUUACGAAAUACAAUACCAUCGUAUUAAAAGAACACAUAACAAGCCUCCCAUGGUUCGCUGUAACUUUUUGAAUAAGUUAUUUGAAAAGUUUACAGCUCGUACUUUUUUUUUCCGUUGUUUUGUUUUUACUGGGGGAAGAAGCACCUUUAAACUCUUGAAAAUAUUAGAGGUGUGUUUUUAAUAAACUCUA
This is a messenger RNA of Nanorana parkeri, 2219 nucleotides long. RefSeq names its product basic salivary proline-rich protein 2-like. The record is from RefSeq and is a predicted model, not a curated record. The transcript is spliced from 6 exons. NCBI's taxonomy places the organism in Eukaryota, Metazoa, Chordata, Amphibia, Anura, Dicroglossidae. The coding region runs from base 30 to 1877 and encodes 615 amino acids.